Molecule: messenger RNA, 1870 nt
Organism: Brassicogethes aeneus
Lineage: Eukaryota; Metazoa; Arthropoda; Insecta; Coleoptera; Nitidulidae
Source: the annotation of a GenBank genome assembly
AUGGGACGAAACAACUACACAUUCUGUAAAUCUUGUAACCUAUACAAAAAAACAAUUAAUGAUCUAAAUAUUUUGGUGGUGCAAUACGUAGACGUUAUUGAAGAUCUGGAAGGUGAAUUGGAUGUAUUGGAGGAAUGUAUACAAAAAGUCAACUCGGAUGGUGAUGGGCAAGAUUUCGAAGUUAAAGAAGAACAAAGUAAAAAAUCUAAACAAAAGGGAGAGAGGUGUCAAAACCCGGAUUGCAAAGCAAAAAUCAAGAAGGUGAACUGUGUACACUCUUCAAAAGUUAAAAUUCAAGAGUUAAAAAAAGAGGUUGAAAAACUCAAACAAGACAUCUCCACUAUGCUGUCACGUGAAAAGACUACCUUGCUAGAAGCCAACAAUAAAAUAAAUAUACUGGAAUGUGAAAAUAAUGGUUUGAAAUCGAAAAUUAAAGAGUUUGAACGAAAGGAGGAAAGCUACAUGAAGAUACAGCGUGAUUUAAAUGCGGAUAUUAAAGUUCUUAACAAGGAUAAAUGUGAAAGUAAUUUGGCAAUAAAAGAGUUGCAAUUGCAGAAGGAUUCAUACCUAACCAGGAUAAAAGAAUUGGAGUGUAAAAUUUGUUGUUUAAAUUUUAAAUCAGGCAAUUUUAAAGUGGCACAGACCCUAUCGACAAUAGACGAAAAUGCAUUAACAACAAACGAGUCCAAUUGUAAAGUCAACAGCAUGAAAGCUGAAUUGAAAAAGUACAGUGAAGUAAUUGUCGAUUUGGUGAUUGAACAAGAAAAAAAUUUGCAUGUUAAGUCAGAAAAUUCAUCAUUAAAAAACAAAUUAAAACAGCUGGAAAAAGCAAAACAGAGUGAAAAUAUGGAAAUAGUGCAAUGUACAAAUGAUAAUUUAAUAAGAGAGAAUUGUGCCCUAAAGGUUGAAGUAAAUAAAUGUAAUGAAAUAAUAACGAGUUUAAGAAGAAAUUUGGAACAAAAUACUGAACUCUUAAAUCAGAACAAAGAUCUAAAAAUACAAAUAGAAUCUUGUAAAAAUAAUCUACAUAAUAUAACGGAACAACAAGGGUUAUACGAAAAACUUAAGCAGGAUAAUCUUUGUUUAAAGACACAGGUUCAAUCCUUACUGGAUGUAAUAAAAAAAAUUGAAAUGGAAAAGAAACAGUUAAAAGAAAACAGUUUAAUACUAAGCAACGACAUCGAGAAAUGUAAUAAAUUGAUCAUUGAUUUGGUGGUGAAAGAGGAAAAGUGUCGCAUAUUAGACAAUGAGAAUUCAGUUUUAAAAAAUAGAAUCAAAGAAUUGGAAAAUGAUAAAUCUACAAAAAUAAAACAGGAAAACCAAUCUUUGAAAUCUAUAAUAGAUGACUGUCUUUGUAAAACAUCAUUAAUUAAUGAAGAACUAAAUACAACCGAUUUGGGAAAAUCUGCCCCGAAAAUGGAGGACUCGGAAGAACAAAGAAAGUGUGCUGCAAAUUUAAAUUUCAAUAAAAAACUUAAAAGACAAGAUUUUCCUAAGCUAAAUGAUGGAAAAAUUUGUAGUGCUAACAAAUCAAAUAUGUUUAAAUCAUGACUGUUUUGUUCGAUAUGAUAGGACCAAAAUAAAAUUGUGAUUUUUAAAUUAUGUAAUGCUUUAUUAAGAAUAAUCAAGUAUAAUAAUUUACCAUGUAAAUUUAAGAUUAAAACGUAUUUUUCGUAUACAUUUCAUUUACUUUUUUUCGAUUUAACACUCCCGUUUGUAGUAAACUGCUCGACUGUACGGUGAAAUGAAGUACGUGAUCGAAUUUUAUCCGGAAAACGCUGAGCGUAGAUAUUAACAGCAUCAUCAAGAUUCCUGCCUGCUUCUCCAUAAAUCAAAAUCAUUUCUAUUUUUCUUCCACUGUUAAAAAAUC